Molecule: messenger RNA, 11756 nt
Organism: Cyprinodon variegatus (sheepshead minnow)
Lineage: Eukaryota; Metazoa; Chordata; Actinopteri; Cyprinodontiformes; Cyprinodontidae
Gene: cacna1i
Product: calcium channel, voltage-dependent, T type, alpha 1I subunit
Exons: 38
Coding region: 532-7491 (2319 amino acids)
Biological process (GO): positive regulation of calcium ion-dependent exocytosis; calcium ion import; calcium ion transmembrane transport
Cellular component (GO): neuron projection; voltage-gated sodium channel complex; plasma membrane
Molecular function (GO): voltage-gated sodium channel activity; low voltage-gated calcium channel activity
Source: RefSeq, a predicted model, not a curated record
CCUAAGACGCAUGUUUACUCUGCCCUCACCGAAGCGCAGCGCGCCUGCCUGCGCGGAUGGAGCUCUCCCUUUUCAACUUGGAUACAGUUCUAUUCUUCACUCUUACCAAUUAAGUUUGGGCGAUUGCAGGUGCUGAAAGCAGACAGAGGGAAGAAGGGAACUGGAGGAAGAAAUGCGGUGACCAAAUGCGCACCGCCGUUUAAUGCGCGCCAGCGUCCGAUUAUUUACCACCUUACACCUCCGUCUAAUUAUACACUGUUAUGUAACAAAUUUCUUUGCUAAAUGACGAUAUGAUCAUCUGAAGUACUUUUUGAUUACUGUGAAUUCGGUCGGAUAUUGGGCAUUUGGUUCAAAAAGACGCGUUUGGAAUAUCGAGCCUCUCCAGGGGAGACGCAGCGCAGUCACCGGAGUUACAGGGAGCCGGGGGAGAGGAAUUUGGAAAGUGGCGCUCACGUUUGAGGAUUACCAAGCCUUUUUAUUCUGCAUAACACAGACGUCCAAUUUGAUGUCUGAAAAGAAACUUAGGUUGCCAUGAGUGAGGAGGAGGAGGGCCCUGGUGUUGCAACAUCAACGACACAGUCAGCAGCAACAACCUCCAAGGUAACAACAACAAUAGCCAAAAGCAGGGAUGCUGUUGUUUCAUCCUCGUCCCCCUGCUGGUCCUCUCCUUGUUACCACCUGUAUCCUGAGGAAAAAAAGGCAGAAAAGGAGGAGAAAGGGAUCAUUAAGGAAGAGAGGAUCAAGGAAGAAGAAAAGGAGCUGAAGGAAGUGGAGGAGCGUGAAGGUGAUGAUGAAGAGGAGGAUGAUGAUGACAGCAGCAGCGAUACCAGUGUGUUAGUUGUGCCCCAUCCUGAGCUGGUGCCUGUGGUCUUCUUCUGUCUGAAACAGACAACCUGCCCCCGCAGCUUGUGCAUCCGUAUGGUCUGCAGUCCAUGGUUCGAGCGUGUCAGCAUGAUGGUAAUCCUGCUCAACUGCGUGACCCUUGGGAUGUACCAGCCCUGCGAAAACAUCGACUGCUCCUCAGACCGGUGCCAAAUAUUACAGGCCUUUGAUGCGUUCAUCUACAUCUUCUUUGCUAUGGAGAUGGUUAUAAAGAUGGUUGCUCUGGGAAUAUUUGGGCGGCGCUGUUACCUUGGGGACACAUGGAACCGUCUGGAUUUCUUCAUCGUCAUGGCAGGGAUGGUUGAAUACUCUCUGGAUUUGCAGAACAUCAACUUUACAGCCAUCAGAACUGUGAGGGUGCUGCGGCCUCUCAAGGCGAUUAACAGGGUGCCAAGUAUGCGUAUCCUGGUGAACCUGCUGCUCGACACUCUGCCCAUGCUUGGCAAUGUGCUCCUCCUCUGCUUUUUUGUUUUCUUCAUAUUUGGCAUCAUUGGAGUACAGCUGUGGGCGGGGCUGCUCAGGAACCGUUGCUACCCUGAAGAGAAUUUCACACUCACCACGGGUAUCAGUCUCCCUAGACCUUACUACAUGGCUGAUGAAGAUGAUGAGCGGCCUUUCAUUUGCUCCUUGCCUGUUGACAACGGCAUCAUGUCCUGCUUGGAUGUCCCAGCCCGUCGUGAAGGAGGCAGAGCCUGUUGUUUGGAUAAAGAGGACGUUUUCUACCGCCAGUCCAUUGGAUUGAGUCCUGAACCUCUGAGCAAUGGGAGUAUCAGUGUAGCUGGCCUGUGUGUCAACUGGAACCAGUAUUACACCCGAUGUCAUACUGGGAGCAGUAACCCACACAAAGGUGCUAUCAAUUUUGAUAACAUUGCCUAUGCCUGGAUUGUCAUAUUUCAGGUGAUUACUCUGGAGGGAUGGGUGGAAAUUAUGUACUAUGUUAUGGAUGCGCACUCUUUCUACAACUUUAUCUACUUCAUCCUGUUGAUAAUAGUUGGAUCCUUUUUCAUGAUCAACCUGUGCCUUGUCGUCAUUGCAACCCAGUUUUCAGAGACGAAGCAGCGGGAGCAUCAGUUAAUGCAGGAGCAGCGAGCUCGGUGCUCAUCCUCUUCGACGCUGGCCAGUGAGCCAGGAGAUUGUUAUGAAGAGCUCUUCCAGUUGGUUUGCCACUGCCUCCGCAAGGGCCGGAGACAGACCAUUGCAUUUUUUAACAACUUAAGAGGUAAACCUCGUGGAUUCCAAGGUGUUGGGAGAGGAAGACGUGGAGGGGUAGAGAGAGAAGGGAAGGUUAAAAGAAGAGAAGAACGUGAGAGAAGACUAGUGUCAAGGCCUGCUCAUCCAUGCCCUCAUCAUCAUAAAGCAGACAACACUUCGGCAGCUGAGCCUGUAGCCCUGACUGCUACCUCGAAUGUUGAUGGUUGUCCCCGGUGUGCUGCAGCUCUAAAACUAAAAGAUGGAGUUGGAUCUCUAUGUGUAGCUGGAAAUGAAACAGAAGAGGGAACCAGGGAGAAAAGUGAUGAAGAUAAGCAAAAACAAGGAAACCAAAACAAGGACAGAAAAAAACAGAGUAGUGGGGAGAACCAUAUAGGUUGUAGUCCAAAGAAACAGUGUAAAGAACUUUGGCAGCAGACAAGGAAGAAGUUAUGGGGCAUUGUAGAGAGCAAGUACUUUAACCGUGGCAUCAUGAUCGCCAUCCUAAUCAACACCAUCAGCAUGGGGAUUGAGCACCACGAGCAGCCAGAUGAGCUCACCAAUGUACUAGAAAUCUGCAACAUUGUUUUCACCAGCAUGUUUUCCCUGGAGAUGAUCCUAAAGUUAACUGCUUUUGGCUCUUUCAAUUACUUGCGAAACCCCUACAAUGUCUUCGAUGGAAUCAUCGUCAUUAUAAGUGUUUGUGAGAUUGUUGGCCAGUCGGAUGGUGGUUUAUCUGUGCUAAGGACAUUCCGGCUGUUGAGGGUGCUGAAGCUGGUGAGGUUCAUGCCGGCUCUCAGGAGACAGCUUGUCGUUCUAAUGAAGACUAUGGACAAUGUGGCCACCUUUUGUAUGUUACUAAUGCUCUUCAUCUUCAUAUUCAGUAUUCUCGGGAUGCACAUCUUUGGCUGUAAAUUCAGUCUAAAGACAGAGACUGGGGAUACAGUACCAGACAGGAAGAACUUUGACUCUUUGCUGUGGGCUAUUGUCACUGUUUUCCAGAUUCUGACUCAGGAGGAUUGGAAUGCGGUUUUGUACAACGGCAUGGCAGCUACCUCACCACUUGCUGCUCUUUACUUUGUGGCGCUCAUGACAUUUGGAAACUAUGUCCUGUUUAAUCUACUAGUGGCCAUUUUGGUUGAAGGGUUUCAGGCAGAGGGUGAUGCGAAUCGCUCCUACUCUGAUGAUGACCACUCUUCUUCAAACUAUGAUGAGAGUGAGAAACGUGACUCAAUAAAGCUGUCUGAUCCGAGGAUUUGUACUCUAACACCAAACGGUCACCUGGAGCUUGGUGCCCUCUAUGGCUCCAGGGGAUCCUAUUCUUCAGAGAAGCAGAGCUUCACCAAUGAAUCCAGAAAGAGCAGCCUAAUGAGUCUGGGGAAGAGCAGCAUGGAGAGACGCUCCCUUUCUCUGCGUCAUGGUCGCAGUUCCAACUACCACAACUGGGGCCGUCCUUUUCCUCCACAGUCUGUAUGGAGUCGCAGGUCUAGCUCAAACAGCCUUGGGAGGAGGAGCUAUGGCUCUGGUGGAGUACCUCCAGUUGGAGGCAGCCUGCGCGUCCGCAGUACCCGCUCCCCCUAUUCCUACAACCAUGCUUCAGAGCAAGAGUCCCUUCUCUCGCACCCUGUGCACUCCCAUCAUCCUCUCCCACCCUCUUUGUUCCUCUCCAAACAUUUUGGUGCAAGAGGGGAUCGAAGGGCUCUUUCACUGGAACUCCCAGAGUUGCUCCGCACAGGUGGACAAGCUCCAGGACUGCCACCAACACAGAUUAAAGAUCAUGGAAGAAAGAAUGGUUCUGGGGCAGUAGGCAGUCUCAUGGGAGGCUCGGGAGUUGGUAGUGGUUUAGGCCUUGAACACAGGGACUGUAAUGGAAAAGCAUCAGGUCAUCACAAUCAUCUGAUAACUGAUGUCUUCCCCCAAGUCAAUGCACGCAAGGACAGGACAGAUCUAGAUGAAGAAACAGACUAUAGUUGGUGCUUUCGUAUUCAGAAGAUGAUGGAGGUAUACAAGCCAGACUGGUGUGAAACUAGAGAGAACUGGUCUGUCUAUCUUUUCUCUCCACAAAAUAAGUUCAGGCUUCUCUGUCAAUCCAUAAUUGCUCAUAAGCUUUUUGACUACAUAGUCCUGGUCUUUAUCUUCCUCAACUGCAUCACAGUGGCUCUGGAGAGGCCUAGGAUUCUUCAAGGAAGCCUGGAAAGGCUGUUACUUACACUUUCAAACUACAUAUUCACGGCCAUCUUUGUUGCAGAAAUGACAGUCAAGGUUGUGUCCAUGGGUCUAUAUCUCGGGGAAACAGCAUAUCUGAGGAGCAGCUGGAACAUCCUGGAUGGUUUUCUGGUGUUUGUGUCUCUCAUUGAUAUUGUAGUGUCAAUGGCAGGAGGUGCUAAGAUUCUGGGGGUUCUCCGUGUACUCCGGCUGCUGCGGACACUCCGACCUCUUAGGGUUAUCAGCAGGGCUCCAGGACUGAAGCUGGUGGUAGAGACACUAAUUACUUCUCUGAAACCCAUUGGCAACAUUGUUCUUAUUUGCUGUGCCUUUUUCAUCAUCUUUGGGAUUCUUGGAGUUCAGCUCUUCAAAGGCAAGUUCUACUACUGUGUGGGUUUUGAUGUGAAGAACAUCACUAAUAAAUCGGACUGCCUUGCUGCCAACUACCGAUGGGUUCAUCAUAAAUACAACUUUGACAACCUUGGACAGGCUCUUAUGUCAUUAUUUGUGCUGGCAUCAAAAGACGGCUGGGUUAACAUUAUGUACCAUGGAUUAGAUGCAGUGGGAAUCGACCAGCAGCCGGUGACCAACAACAAUCCGUGGAUGCUGCUGUACUUCAUAUCUUUCCUCUUGAUUGUCAGCUUUUUCGUCCUCAAUAUGUUUGUGGGUGUGGUGGUGGAGAAUUUCCACAAGUGUCGGCAGCAUCAGGAAGUGGAGGAGGCAAGGCGUAGAGAAGAAAAGCGCCAACGUCGCAUGGAAAAGAAGAGGAGAAAGGCACAGAAACUGCCAUACUAUUCUUCUUAUGGCCGUACCCGCCUGGCCAUCCAUGCUCUGUGUACCAGCCACUACCUGGACUUAGUAAUCACCUUCAUUAUAUGCAUUAAUGUCAUCACUAUGUCCCUGGAGCACUACAGCCAGCCACAGUCACUUGAGACUGCCCUCAAGUAUUGCAACUACUUCUUCACCUCUACCUUUGUGAUUGAGGCGUCUCUCAAGCUAGUGGCAUUUGGCUUCCGGCGCUUCUUCAAGGACAGGUGGAAUCAGCUGGACUUGGCAAUAGUCCUCUUGUCUGUAAUGGGCAUCACUCUGGAGGAGAUUGAAAUCAACGCCUCUCUUCCGAUCAAUCCGACCAUCAUCAGGAUCAUGAGGGUGCUCAGAAUAGCACGAGUGCUGAAAUUACUGAAAAUGGCAACAGGCAUGAGGGCCCUACUUGACACAGUGGUCCAGGCUCUACCUCAGGUGGGAAACCUAGGACUGCUAUUCAUGUUGCUGUUUUUUAUAUAUGCUGCUCUUGGAGUAGAGCUAUUUGGAGAGCUUGUUUGCAAUGCUGACUACCCUUGUGAGGGAAUGAGCCGCCAUGCUACAUUUGAAAACUUUGGAAUGGCCUUUCUUACUCUCUUCCAAGUAUCAACAGGUGACAACUGGAAUGGCAUCAUGAAGGAUACUCUGAGGGAAUGCCCACCAGAACAUCCUGGCACAGACUAUGGCUGCCAUGCUGGACUGCAGUUCAUCUCUCCAUUGUACUUUGUGUCAUUCGUGCUCACAGCUCAGUUUGUCCUGAUAAAUGUGGUUGUUGCUGUGCUUAUGAAACACCUGGAUGACUCUAACAAGGAAGCGCAAGAAGAUGCAGAGAUGGAUGCAGAAAUUGAAUUAGAGCUGGCUCAAGGGGGCCUCUGCUGCAUGAUGGGUGGAAUCGGAGCCAUUGCCGGAGCUACAGGUGGGGCUGCAGCUGGGACAGGCAUAAGCGGAGCUUCAACUGGGACUGUUACAGGAGGACCAGUCGGUUGUACAAGUAGUGCAGUAAUUGCUCCACUGCGAGAUGGAGGAGGAGGUUGCUCAAUUAAUGAUGGCCACAUUCAUCCUCGAUGUCGGCUCUACUCUCCUUCACAAGAGAGCCAGUGGCUGGACAGUGUGUCCCUGCUGAUUAAGGACUCAUUGGAAGGAGACAUGAUUGACAACCUCUCUGGGUCAGUUUUCCACCACUACUGCUCUUCCCCUGUCUGCAAGGACUGCAAAAGUCACCCACAGGAGAUCCGAUUGGCAGAGGUGGAAGCGGCAUCACUGAUGUCAGAACAGCUGUCAGACAAAUCCUCAUCUCCAGUGUUACCUGAUGACCUUAGCCUGGAUGAACACAGCAGCUACCAGCUGCUUGUCACAGAGAGUCAGAGGGAUUGCAGUGACUCCAACAGUUCGGAGGAGUUGCUCACACAGGAGGUCUGCAGAAGACCUCACCUCUCCAGUUCAGGGAGUAAUGGUGGCGUUCAGGAGUGCAAGGAUUCUAUUCAUCCACUUCUAAUUCCUCCUUUGCCAGAGCGGCGAACCUCAGCACAUGAAAAAGAAGGUGAUGAAAAAAGAUGCAGUGGAUCCGGUGAUGUCACUUCAGCCAUACUUCACCUACCAGCAGAUUUUUUCCAUCCAGCUGCCGCAGCACAUUCAGAUAGUCAUGGGGACAGAACAAUUCCUAAAGACACAGGCCCAGCCAUGCUUGCCACCCCAGCCUCCUGGGCCUCCCUGCGCUCUCCUGGAGCUAAUAACAAGCCUUUGAGCUCUCAGAAUCCAUCCCAGAGUGACUCGUCCUUGGCCACGGGCAGUUCAGAUGGCAGCCUGCAGGCAACGCUGGAUGAAAGGCUCGGCCUUGGCAUCUGCCCACCUCAACACCUAAGUCUCCCUGUGCCUCUCCUCUGCCCUGUCCCCAGCCUUGUGUUACACCCUCGAGAAACACAAAAAGCAAACCAGGGGUCGCCAUUGCUAAAUAGACGGAGCUCUGCUCUUACUUUGCAUGCGACUCGCAGGAAACAGAGGAGUCAGAGCAGCAGCGGCGGUGGAAGCACCAGCCCGGGAUUCACCCAACAGGACUCCAUGGACCCUUCAGAUGAAGAGGCAGGGACAGGAAGGGAUGGCUGCCACCAAGCCCUCUACAACGAACAUUUGUCAGAAACACUGAACAGUCUCUCUCUGACAUCGCUGCUAACACCAUGCACAAUGGCUCCCACAAUGAUAAAGAAAUGUAACAGCACGGGCUCUCUAGAUCAGUCAAAUCUAUCUGCCCGAGGUAAAGAUGGCCGACACUUAUGUGCCAUAGAUGCUCAUGGUUUCUUGUCCAACCCCUGGACUGAGGGAAGGGGAAAAGGUCCAGGCGAGGACAGUUAUAUGACAGGUUUUAGCAGGAAAACCAGCACUCGACAAAACAACACAAGCUUUAGGAAAAAAAGAUGAAACGCCUGUUGCCCUUUUGUUGUGGCAUAGUUAAAAAAUAUGAAUUUCUUCUGUUUGAACAGAAUAUGGGGAGACUUAUUGAUAUGUGUCUUGUGAAAUUAUUCUUCAACUUUGUAUAGUGAUCUGUUGUAUUGCUUUUCUCCUCAGAUUCGGAUUCAUAAGAUCAGUAAUUUCCUAAACGAGGGCUGUUUUUCCCUUAUUGCACAGGACUUGGUCACUGUUGAGGGAUUUUAACAUUGAUUGCAAGCUGAUUGACCUUUUAGCACAGCCAUGAUUUGGCUUAGAACUACGCCAGUCCUGGGCUUCAAAUCUGAAUAAUCCUGAUUGGACAUUUAAAAACACAACUCGAGAAAAGAGGUCUGAAUGGGCAGUGAUUGGCAAAUAUUACUAAUGCGACAUUAAAUCAUAAGAUACUGGGUUUGCUUGACCCUAUGUGCCCUCAUCCUUGUGCAAAAACAAAACAUAUUUUACAUGGCUGUUGACAACACAUGGAGCUCCUUCUUGAGGAUAAAAACUGAACUCUGUAUAGCUAGUCUUUUAGGUUUUUUUUAUAUCCAUGGAUAAAUGUAGCAUUCAAUUUUUCAUUUUUUCUGUCAAUUUUGUAGGUUAAGAAAUAUCUUUUUUUGUUUUUAUCAUAAUUCUUCAUAUUUCAAGAAGUAUCCGUCUCCAUUUGUGGAAACUAGAAAGAAGAGAUAUGAGGAAGCAUGUCUGGAGCCUGACAAACCUCAGAUUGAUUAAGUGACUCAGUAAAAUGAAAUAAUCCAUGAAUGCUGCUGAGAGUUAAAGUGAGGAGUGGGUGGAAGCAUUGUUCACUUUAGGAGAACUUUUCCUUUCAAGUGCAUAUGAAGGGCUAUAAUGUACUGAGUGCAGACCUGGGCUAAAUACUGUUGUUAAAUGAUACCUUAUUUAGUUUUAUUUAAAAUAUACACUGCCUGACCUAAAAAAUGACACCUUUAUUUACCUAAGCAAAUAGGUAUCAGCCUCCCAUUGGAUAUUUACUGAAGGGGUGAUUAUGUUUCAACAGACAACAAGUAUUUUAAACUCAACUGAUGUAUCUGGUCUCGUUUAAAAAAAAAACCUGUUGAACGACACAUCCCCUGGACGUGGAAAAGAUAAUAGUCUGCUUCAGAAAGUCAUUGGCUGCCAUCAAGCAGAGAAAACAUAUAAGAGGAUUGCAGACACUCCCAAGCAAAAACUCCUUAAUGCAUUAUUAAACACUGAAAGGAUAGUGUGGACCCAUCGUCUCCAAGGAAAAAAAGGUACUUGAAAGAAAUCCUGAAUGAUCAUGAUCAGUGAUCACUUAGACGUUUGGUAAAAUCAAAUCAAAGAAAAAACAACAGUAGAACUCCGGCCUAACAGUGAAAGUAAUAGGAUUUCCACAUGCACAAUGUGAAUGGAACUCAAGUGAUUGGGACUUAACGGCUGUGUAGCCUUAAGAAAACCCCUUUUCAGUGGGGCUAACUAGAAUAAAAGGUUUCAUUUUGCUAGGGAGAAUUCAAAUUGUACUCUGGAGCAAUGGAAGAUCCUGUUCCAGAAUGAUGGGUGCAUUAGGGUAGGAAGAGACACAGGUGAAGUGAAGGUGCAUCCAUCAUGCCUAGUGCCUUCUAUACAAGCCUAUGAGGGCAGUGCUAUGGCCUGGAGUUGCUGCACUUGGUCAGGUCUGGGUUCAGCAACAGUAGGCGCUCAAACAAUGAGGUUGUCUGACUACUUAAAUAUUCUGAAUCAACAUUUUAUUUCAACAAUGGAUUUUUUCCCUCCCUGAAGACAAAGGGCAUAUCCCAUUAUGACAAUGGCAGGAAUCAUUGGGCUCAAACUGAGCCUGAGUGGUUCAGGGAGCAUAAGACACCAUUUUCACACAUGGACUGGCUACCACAGAGACCAGACCUUAAGCGCAUUGAGAAUCUUUGGGAUGUGCUGGAGAAGGCUUUGCACUACUAUUAGAACCUGCCAUGCAAGAUCUUGGUAAAAAAAAAAAAUGCAACACUGGAUGGAAACACUGAGUGGCAAUUUGACAUUGCAGAACUCUUUGAAAACAAUGCCACAACAAAUGCUGUCAUCAAAUCUAAAGGCAGGCCAACAAAUAUUAGCAUGUGACCUUUAUUUUGGCUGUGACUGUGUUUUUGGCAGGCAGUGUAGAUACUUUCAAUCACCAAAAAGAUAUUACUGAUGCAAACACAGAGACAGGGAAAAUAAAGACAUAAUUCUACCCAGACAAAAAAUGUUAACACCCCCAAAAUAUAAAAUAGUUUAAAAGUUAUUUCACCAUUUUUAUAUCACAAAGAUGCACACUUUGUCUGCAAGAAUACAAGAGGUUCCUGUUACUUGUUUAGGUUGUUUUUUUAUCGUCAUACCUGCGACAAGCUCACUGCGACACACUGCUGCGGGAGUAUAACCAGCCCUUUAGGGUACAAUCUUGUUUGCCAAGGGUUGUUUUAAAACGAACCAUUCCUAAUUCCAUUCCCCUUUUAGGAACAUCUUACAAAGACUUGACAACUACCUUAUUUUGAAAUGUGGUUAUGUGACAGGGCUGGCAGUUAGGAGAGGAAUCGUACUACAAUUGGAAAUCUGUUGAAUUAGAUCCUUCACCGCCAACCACUACAUGCCCUUGGGCAAUGCUCUUAAACCAAAGUUAUCGAACCAUACAGUGUGUAUUUUAAGUAAGGCAUGAGAAAAUGAGACCUAAAAUGUAUUAGUUAUUUGAUUGACUGGUGAUUUUAUAUACAUUUACUUUUAGUUUUUUUGCACCAGUCUAUUUUAAGAAUGAAAUGGAAUUCUUUGCCCGAACCAAUUCUAUAAAUAUUAAGCAAAAAUAAUUUAUGAUGAUUUCUAUAAUCUAGUCCUCUCAUUCAAAUAAUUCUUAAUGUGACACAAUGAAUAUCUGUCAAAAUACAUACAAAGAUUUGUUGUUUAAUACCUGACUACUUCAGAUUUAAAUCCUCUAUUUCAAAAUAAUGUGCUACAAUUGUUUUGGCCUGGCUUGGUUCAAUUCUUAGUGAGUGAGUAUAGUUAUAAGAGAAGCUAGUGAUUUUGCUAAAAAGGACUAAGACAGUUCUCCACUGUACUAUGGGGGAUAAAAAGCCUUAUAGCUCUCAUUCUCUCUCAAGUAUUACUGUAUUUGAAGAAUACCUGUCUGGUAAGGUGUGACACUACAGCACAAUAGGUUGAGUGACUUUGAUUAGGAGCAAGCUCAAAUAAAAGUUUUAGAAAAAACAUAAGAAACUAUGGGGAAGUAAAUCAAUUGAAACUUUAAAAUGAACAUUUAAGGAAACGUGUUUAAAAUGAUUUUGCCGAAUUGGAGACUGGUGCCAUUUUGGACAAUUGAUUAUUAUUGUUGUGUUAACUAGCCAUUACAGUUCCUGGUUGAAAGGAAUAAUAGACUAACAAGACUGUGAAAGAACAAUUAUAUGGUCCAACGAUGGCAACUACCAGAAUUGACAAAGACUCUCUGAUAGAAGGAAGGUUUAAGUCUGUGCCAUGACCCAGACGACUGAGAAUUUGUACAGGCAACCUCUGUUAUAAAACUUGGACAAGCAUUCUUACUUAUUUAUUGAAAUCCUUUGUUGCUUAGUUAUUUAAUUAUUUGACCCAGGUCUGCUGAGUGUAGCAUGUUUUCUAGAAAACAGUUGGCAAGCAAUGUUGGUGAAAUUGAUGUUGUGUUCUUUCACUGAGGACUUGAUACCAUGAUUUAAGAAUGACUGUCCAUAUAUUACGUUUGUGUUACAGUCCAUAAAUAUUCAACAAGGUAGACCUCAGGUGGAUAAAUGCACACAAAUUGUAUGUCAUACAUACAUCCACAUCACCCAUACCAAGAUGUUGAUAUCAACACUAUGCAGGAUUUAUUUCUGUUUAAGAAAAGACAGAGGAAACCCUCAGUGUUUAUGAUCCAUACUUUGUCUUCAUCCCCUUUAUUAAGUUAAGCCAAUCAUAUUACCUCCCUUCUGUGAGAAUAUUUCUAUGAGAAAGAUUGAGUAUUAAAUGACUACUCCACCUCUGUUUGAGAUAUGCAAUAUACUGCGAUGUGAUGAGGUACAGUUAGAUGUAUGAGAUUCAUAGAGAUAGGCAAUAUAAAGAGAGAAGAUUGUUAUUUAUGAAUGUAUGUAUUAGAAUAAAAUGUCACCAACAUUCAAAGGUCACCAAAAAGAAGAUUGUGUAUUCAUGUAUUCUGAAUUGUGUGUUGCAUUUCUCCACCAAUUUUAGCUUUAAAAGGCAUGUUUUGUUUUAUUUUAUUUUUGUAGUUUUCUUAAAUGUCAAUAUUAUGUCAUAAA